CCUGGAGCCCCGCCUGGCUCUGCUGCUGGGUGCUCGCCGGCUGCCAGGCGGCCUGGGCCCGGGACUCGUCCUCCAGCCACCCGCUUCCUCCUUGCGGGGAGAAAGAUUACCACUUUGAAUAUACGGAAUGUGAUAGCAGUGGCUCCAGGUGGAGAGUGGCCAUUCCGAAUUCUGCAGUGGACUGCUCUGGCCUGCCUGACCCAGUGAGAGGCAAAGAAUGCACUUUCUCCUGUGCUUCUGGAGAGUAUCUAGAGAUGAAGAACCAGGUAUGCAGCAAGUGUGGAGAAGGCACCUACUCCUUGGGCAGUGGCAUCAAAUUUGAUGAAUGGGAUGAACUGCCAGCAGGAUUUUCCAACGUUGCAACAUUCAUGGACACUGUGGUUGGCCCUUCUGACACCAGGCCAGAUGGCUGUAACAACUCCUCUUGGAUCCCUCGUGGAAAUUACAUAGAGUCCAAUCGUGACGACUGCACCGUAUCUUUGAUCUAUGCCGUGCACCUUAAGAAGUCGGGUAAUGUCUUCUUUGAGUACCAGUACGUCGACAACAACAUCUUCUUUGAGUUCUUUAUUCAAAACGAUCAGUGCCAGGAGAUGGAUACCACCAUGGACAAGUGGGUCCGACUCACAGACAAUGGAGAAUGGGGCUCUCAUUCUGUAAUGCUAAAAUCCGGCACAAACAUAUUAUACUGGAGAACUACAGGCAUCCUUAUGGGUUCUAAGGCAGUCAAGCCAGUGUUGGUAAAAAAUAUCACAAUUGAAGGAGUGGCUUACACAUCAGAGUGCUUCCCGUGCAAGCCAGGCACCUUCAGCAACAAGCCAGGUUCGUUCAACUGUCAGGUGUGUCCCAGAAACACCUACUCUGAGAAGGGAGCCAAGGAAUGCAUAAAGUGUGCAGAGGACUCCCAAUUUUCAGAGGAAGGAUCCAGUGAGUGUAUGGAGCGCCCUCCCUGUACCACAAAAGACUAUUUUCAGAUCCACACUCCAUGUGAUGAAGAUGGAAAGACACAGAUAAUGUACAAGUGGAUAGAGCCCAAAAUCUGCCGGGAAGAUCUCAAAGAUGCUAUUAGGUUGCCCCCUUCUGGAGAGAAGAAGGAUUGUCCACCUUGCAACCCUGGAUUUUAUAACAAUGGAUCAUCUUCUUGCCAUCCCUGCCCUCCUGGGACAUUUUCAGAUGGAACAAAGGAAUGUAGACCGUGUCCAGCAGGAACGGAGCCUGCGCUUGGGUUUGAAUAUAAAUGGUGGAAUGUCCUUCCUGGCAACAUGAAAACCUCCUGCUUUAAUGUCGGGAAUUCAAAGUGUGAUGGAAUGAAUGGUUGGGAGGUGGCUGGAGAUCAUAUCAAGAGUGGAGCUGGAGGUUCUGAUAAUGAUUACCUGAUCUUAAACUUGCAUAUCCCAGGAUUUAAACCACCAACAUCUAUGACUGGAGCCAUGGGUUCUGAACUGGGAAGAAUAACAUUUGUCUUUGAGACCCUCUGCUCCGCUGACUGUGUUCUGUACUUCAUGGUGGAUAUUAAUAGAAAAAGUACCAACGUGGUGGAAUCAUGGGGUGGAACCAAAGAAAAACAAGCUUACACCCACAUCAUCUUCAAGAAUGCAACCUUCACAUUUACAUGGGCAUUCCAGAGAACCAAUCAGGGUCAAGAUAAUAGACGGUUCAUCAAUGACAUGGUGAAGAUUUAUUCUAUCACUGCCACUAAUGCAGUUGACGGGGUGGCGUCCUCAUGCCGUGCCUGUGCCCUCGGUUCUGAACAGUCGGGCUCAUCGUGUGUCCCCUGCCCCCCAGGCCACUACAUUGAGAAAGAAACCAACCAGUGCAAGGAGUGUCCACCUGACACCUACCUGUCCGUACGUCAGGUCUAUGGCAAGGAGGCUUGUAUUCCAUGUGGGCCUGGGAGUAGGAGCACUCGGGACCACUCAGUUUGCUAUAGUGACUGCUUUUUCUACCAUGAGAAAGAAAAUCAGAGUUUGCACUAUGACUUCAGCAACCUCAGCAGCGUGGGCUCGUUAAUGAAUGGCCCCAGUUUUACUUCCAAAGGAACAAAAUACUUCCAUUUCUUCAAUAUUAGUUUGUGUGGGCACGAGGGAGAGAAGAUGGCUCUCUGUACCAACAAUAUAACAGACUUUACAGUAAAGGACAUGGUGGCAGGCUCAGAUGAUUACACGAAUCUGGUAGGAGCGUUUGUAUGCCAGUCAACUAUUAUUCCUUCUGAAAGUAAGGGUUUCCGAGCAGCUUUAUCUUCUCAAUCCAUCAUUCUGGCAGACACAUUUUUAGGAGUGACAAUUGAAACCACAUUGCAAGAUAUUAAUAUAAAAGAAGAUAUGUUCCCAGUUCCACGGAGCCAAAUACCAGAUGUGCAUUUCUUUUACAAGUCUUCUACAGCUACAACAUCUUGUGUUAAUGGCCGGUCAACUGCGGUGAAAAUGAGAUGUAAUCCUAAUAAACCAGGCGCUGGAGUGAUUUCAGUCCCCAGCAAGUGUCCAGCAGGCACCUGUGAUGGAUGUACGUUCUACUUCCUGUGGGAGAGUGCUGAAGCUUGCCCUCUCUGCACAGAGCAUGACUUCCAUGAGAUUGAGGGAGCCUGUAAGAGAGGGUUUCAGGAAACCUUAUAUGUGUGGAAUGAACCAAAAUGGUGCAUUAAAGGAAUUUCUUUGCCUGAGAAAAAGUCGUCAACCUGUGAAACAGUUGACUUUUGGCUAAAAGUGGGAGCAGGUGUGGGAGCGUUCACAGCUGUUUUGCUGGUGGCUCUAACUUGCUAUUUCUGGAAGAAGAAUCAGAAACUGGAGUACAAAUAUUCCAAGUUAGUAAUGACAACUAACUCGAAAGAGUGUGAACUCCCAGCUGCAGACAGCUGUGCUAUCAUGGAAGGAGAAGAUAACGAAGAAGACGUUGUGUAUUCCAAUAAGCAGUCACUACUGGGAAAACUCAAAUCCUUGGCAACAAAGGAAAAAGAAGACCAUUUUGAAUCUGUUCAACUGAAGUCCUCAAGAUCUCCAAAUAUAUGAAAAGACUGUGCUGAAGCUUUCAGACUGAUGAACAAAGAAACCCGCUCUCUAGUUUUACAGGACCAUAGUUUAGAGCCUGUCCUCAUACCCAGCACAUUGGUGAUGUUACAAAGGACCAUGCCGCUGAAAAGGGAAGGAGGUUGAAAUGUUUGAUUGCCUUAUCACAUGGUCAAGUAUCUUGCCAAAAAUAGGAAAGCAGAUGGUUUGGGUCUCAACUGAAGAUGAAGCUCAACUCAGGAAGAGAUUUAUCUGUAUAUACACAUAACUGAAAACCAAGGUUAAGCCCACCAGUGCACUGUUGAUGCAUGCCAUAGAAUUAAUGGGAAACUUUCAUUGUUUAUAACUUCUACAUAAAAAGUGUGUUUUGGAGAGCAGAUGUCAGCAUAUGCAUUGUGAAUCCAUCUUUGUCAUUUCUUUGUUUAUAUUUUGGGGAAGAUUUGAAAAAUUUUUAAAGGUAUAGUUAU
Miniopterus natalensis is the source of this 3466-nucleotide messenger RNA. RefSeq names its product endosome-lysosome associated apoptosis and autophagy regulator family member 2 (gene ELAPOR2). Gene Ontology annotation, cellular component: membrane. The record is from RefSeq and is a predicted model, not a curated record. NCBI's taxonomy places the organism in Eukaryota, Metazoa, Chordata, Mammalia, Chiroptera, Miniopteridae. Gene Ontology annotation, biological process: positive regulation of BMP signaling pathway.